CCCAGGGCCCAGGAGUCUGAUAAGGAAGCUCUUCCAGUAAACAGAGCUAAUUUGCAAGGAAAUACCUGAAGACCUGCAGGAGCUUCUACCAACAAGACCCUCAUUUGCCUCCUGCAGAAUCUUUAAUGCAUGUGCUCCACCUUUCUGACACAACUAUCCUAGAGACUGAGGCUUAGGUGGAGAAAAGCAGGGCUAGAAUUGGAACCCAAAGCCCAGAAUGGCAAGAGAGGAUGUGGGGGCUCCACCCGAUCGUCUCUGGGUUCACCAAGAAGGUAUCUACCGCGACGAAUAUCAGCGCACAUGGGUAGCUGUGGUGGAAGAGGAGACAAGUUUUCUAAAGGCUCGAAUCCAGCAAGUUCAGGUUCCCUUAGGUGAUGCAACUAGGCCAAGUCACCUUCUUACCUCCCAACUACCUCUCAUGUGGCAACUCUACCCAGAGGAGCGCUACAUGGAUAACAACUCUCGCUUGUGGCAGAUUCAGCAUCAUUUAAUGGUCAGGGGAGUACAGGAACUACUGCUGAAACUUUUGCCUAAUGAUUAACCUGGUGCUGGAAUUCUUGGAAGAUACACUCCUUUGUUCGAUCCAUUAUAUGGCAAUCACCUCAUUCACCACUGCAGUGCUCCCACCCUUGGGCCCAGGGAGGUGGGGGGGCAUAGUUUGAACUGCUCAAAAACACAGAUGUUUAGGAAGGGU
Acomys russatus (golden spiny mouse) is the source of this 694-nucleotide messenger RNA. It is a transcript of the gene Mtcp1, whose product is annotated as mature T cell proliferation 1. Bases 218 to 541 code for a protein of 107 amino acids. Gene Ontology annotation, molecular function: protein serine/threonine kinase activator activity. The transcript has 5 exons. Gene Ontology annotation, biological process: positive regulation of peptidyl-serine phosphorylation. Lineage: Eukaryota; Metazoa; Chordata; Mammalia; Rodentia; Muridae. The record is from RefSeq and is a predicted model, not a curated record.